GGGGAGCAGGCGCUGAGCUACGCGCAGGUGGAGCGGCGCAGCAGCCGGGCGGCGCGGGCGCUGCGCGAGUUCGCGGGGCUGCAGCAGGGCGACUGCUUGGCCCUUGUCCUGGGCAACGAGCCCGCCUACGUGUGGCUCUGGCUGGGCCUGGCCAAGCUGGGCUGCGCCAUGGCCUGCCUCAACUGCAACAUCCGCGGCAAGUCCUUGCUCCACUGCUUCCAGUGCAGCGGGGCCAAGGUGCUGCUGGCAGCCCCAGAACUGAAAUCAGCUAUUGAAGAAAUAUUACCAAGUCUAAAGGAACAAAAUGUUAGAGUCUUCUACCUAAGCAGGACAUCUGAUACAGAUGGGGUUGACAGCUUUCUCGAUAAAAUGGAAAGUGUUUCAGAUGAGCCUACCCCACAGUCAUGGAGAUCCAACGUCACUUUUAAAAGUGCUGCCUUGUAUAUUUAUACCUCUGGCACUACAGGUCUUCCAAAGGCUGCCAUGAUUACCCAUGAACGCAUAAUGAUAGCUUGUGGUUUAGCCACUGCAAGUAAAAUUACUUCUGAAGAUAUAAUAUAUACUACCCUGCCACUGUACCACAGUGCUGCCCUCCUGCUUGGACUCCACGGAUGUAUCAUGCAAGGUGCAACCUUAGUUUUGCGCUCCAAAUUUUCAGCAACUCACUUCUGGGACGACUGCAGGAAAUACAAUGUAACAGUUAUACAGUACAUUGGAGAGGUGCUUCGGUAUUUGUGCAAUAUGCCAAAGAAAGACAAUGACCGUGAUCACAGAGUGAGACUUGCCAUAGGGAACGGGUUAAGGGGUGAUGUUUGGAGGGAAUUUGUCAAAAGAUUUGGAAACAUCCGUAUUUUUGAGUUCUAUGCUUCAACAGAGGGAAACGUUGCCUUUGUUAACUACACUGAAAAAGUGGGUGCAGUGGGGCGUGUCAACUGCUUCCAUAAGAAGUUUAUACAGUAUGAGCUGAUUAGAUAUGACGUGGAGAAAGAUGAACCAAUCCGAGAUGAAAAUGGAUACUGCAUAAAAGCUCCUGUAGGUGAACCAGGGCUCUUGAUCUGCAAAAUCUCACAGUUUGCUCCAUUUACUGGCUACGCAGGAGCAAAGAGCCAGACAGAGAAGAAGCAGCUAAGAGAUGUCUUCCGGAAAGGAGAUUUAUAUUUCAACAGUGGUGACCUCUUAGUGAUUGACCGAGACAACUUCAUCUAUUUCCAUGACCGGGUUGGAGACACAUUCCGAUGGAAAGGAGAAAAUGUAGCUACUACUGAAGUUGCAGAUAUUUUAGGAUUGGUUGACUUUGUCCAAGAAGUUAAUGUAUAUGGAGUGCCUGUACCAGGUCAUGAAGGCAGAAUAGGAAUGGCUUCCAUUCGACUAAUGGAGGGCUGUGAAUUCAAUGGGGAAAAGAUGUACAAACAUGUUCAAGACUACCUGCCAACUUAUGCAAGACCUCGCUUUAUCAGGAUUCAGGAUGUCAUCGAGGUCACAGGAACUUUUAAGUACCGUAAAGUGCAGUUAGUGGAGCAGGGCUUCAACCCAGCAGUUGUCAAAGAUGUCUUAUAUUUCCUAGAUGACAAAGAAAAGAUGUAUGUGCUGAUGACACCUGCCAUUUAUGACUCUGUACAAAACCACAGUAUAAGAUUGUGAGUGUCUAAAAUUAGUCUUUUGUAAUAUUCAGUUUUUUAAAUAUAUCCUAACUUCAGAAACUCUAGAAAUCCAUUUUUAUGUAUUGAUAAAGGUUACAGUAAGUUUGUAUUUGAAAUCAUGCAUAAAUCCAACUUUUACUGAUUACAGAAUGUGAAAAUAUUUUUCUUUAUUCCUUUGCUUUGCAAACUGCCCAUGUACAACUGUGAUGCAGAACAUUGCUGUCUGACAGAACAACUCUGGCUCCUCCUCCCUUGCCCCAAACAUUGUCCACUCCUUUUGUCUUACUGUUUCCUUCCGCCCUUUCUCAAGCUGUCCACACACCCUCUUACCUUGUGCACUAUCAUUCCAUUUCCUACUUCACUUCUUUCAGCUCACCUUCCACCAUCAACCUCUAUUUUUUAUGCCAUCUGUUCCUAUUCUUAUGUCUAAACUUAUUCUCCCAUGCUAUGAUUUAGGAAAGCAUUUAAGUACAUGGUCAAAUUCUUUCCUGAAUUAGCCCCCAAAAUAGAAUCAGAGGGAGAAUUCAGAAUUAGAAUUCUGAACACAUAUAGUCUAUCUCAUUAGCCAAAUCACAUUUUUGUUGUGUUUCUGUGGUGAUUCCUUAUGUUAUAUAUAUAAUUUGUAAUCUCUUUUGGAGCAGGGACCUAUUGUCUUCUAUUUCUUCUGGCUUCUGUGGUGCUAUAUAAAUAAUAAACUGUAAUGCUGUAUUAGUUGUUCAGGAAUGUAUGUUCAAAUACCACCCAGUCCCAAA
Molecule: messenger RNA, 2392 nt
Organism: Alligator sinensis (Chinese alligator)
Lineage: Eukaryota; Metazoa; Chordata; Crocodylia; Alligatoridae
Gene: SLC27A2
Product: solute carrier family 27 member 2
Exons: 10
Cellular component (GO): endoplasmic reticulum
Molecular function (GO): long-chain fatty acid transmembrane transporter activity; long-chain fatty acid-CoA ligase activity
Source: RefSeq, a predicted model, not a curated record